Messenger RNA from Cryphonectria parasitica EP155, 1414 nucleotides. RefSeq names its product HET-domain-containing protein. The transcript is spliced from 2 exons. Lineage: Eukaryota; Fungi; Ascomycota; Sordariomycetes; Diaporthales; Cryphonectriaceae. The coding region runs from base 1 to 1350 and encodes 449 amino acids. The record is from RefSeq and is a predicted model, not a curated record.
AUGGAAAGCUGUUCCAAGGAUCACGAUAAUUGUGUGCCUUCAAUACCAACAUCUCUUCCUACGCGUGUACUGGAUGUUGGACUAGGUGACGGGUCCGACAUCGUUCGUAUCCGCGAAACUCAUAGCGAGAUAGGGAAGUAUGCAGCGUUGAGCUACUGCUGGGGUGGUCCACAGCCAGUGAUGCUUACGAAGGGUACAUAUAUGUCCAUGACAAUGGGUUUCGAGCUGAGCACGCUUCCAAUGACAUUGAGAGACGCCGUACGGGUCACAAGGGAUCUGAAGCUGAAUUAUCUCUGGAUCGACGCCUUGUGUAUUAUUCAGGACGACUGGAAAGAUAAAGAGCACGAAUUGGCAGCGAUGGCGGCGAUUUACAAGAACGCCUACAUCACAAUCGCGGCUUCGAGCGCAAAUACGUGUCGAGAAGGCUUCUUGCAAACCAGGCAUGCUCGGAAUUCCAGAUACCCGCAGCCGACUAACCAACGGGCAUGGUGCCUCCAGGAACGGCUCUUGAGUCCGAGGGUCGUCAUGUUCGGCACGUAUGAGCUCAUCUGGCAAUGUCAAAAGGGCCAGCAUGUCGCGGGCGGCACAGGAGACUCAUACCUACCUGGAUCGGAGCGCCUCAACCCUGCCUUCUUUGACCCGUCAAAGUCUAUUACAAAGGAGGAUUUUUACGACUCCUGGCUUGAGAUCGUGGCCGACUACUCGCGACGUCAUCUAAGUUUUGAAAGCGACAAGCUCGUGGCUGUUUCCGCUAUCGCGUCUGAGUUCCAGAGGCUUAGCGACGGAGACAUUUACCUUGCUGGACUUUGGAAGCGAGAGCUGAUCAAGUGGCUCUCGUGGAUGGUCGACCCGUCGCAGCUCAAACCAUUCGGAAGCCAGAGACUGAUGCCUCGUCCGUCGAAAUAUAUUGCUCCCUCCUGGUCUUGGGCUUCAGUCAAUGGGACUGUGUGCAUUGGUUGUGCAUGGCGAGAGAAGCAGUUCUACGCGGAGAUUAUCCGAUGCGGGAUCACUGUCCUGGACCAAAGCCUACCCACCGGCCAAGUAACAGCAGGCGUACUGGAACUUAGAGGACCAUUGAAACAGAUGAGGUGGACAGGACAGACACACUUUAAGCUCUUCAAGGAAACCGAUCCCAACUCCGAAGCUCUUGGCAAGGCUUUCAUGGAUGCAGACGAGAGUAUACCGGACAUUGUCUAUUGUCUUAGGGUGUACAAAGAUUCCGGUCUCAUUAUGGUGGAAAAAAGCGAUUCUAUGACUUACACACGAGUCGGAAGAUUUGAGGUCUGGGUGGUCUCUGUUUGUGACGCGUGGUUCGAGGGCUGCAUGGUUCAGACUAUUAUUCUGUUAUAAUCUUUAGGGAAGUUUCAGUUUAGAAAUAAUAGCAGUUUUAAAAUAAGAUAUUUUAUUAACACAU